Molecule: messenger RNA, 2754 nt
Organism: Lates calcarifer (barramundi perch)
Lineage: Eukaryota; Metazoa; Chordata; Actinopteri; Centropomidae
Product: cyclic AMP receptor-like protein A
Exons: 13
Coding region: 89-1138 (349 amino acids)
Biological process (GO): adenylate cyclase-activating G protein-coupled receptor signaling pathway; cell surface receptor signaling pathway
Cellular component (GO): plasma membrane
Molecular function (GO): G protein-coupled receptor activity; cAMP binding
Source: RefSeq, a predicted model, not a curated record
GCACCGUAGAAACAGGAAGUACAAGAAAAGCUACAGCAAAACAAAAACACAUUGAAGCUAGAUUAUCCCAAAAUUACUCUGAGCCAAAAUGGACAAUCAAAAUACAAAUUCUAUGCGGAACGACUCACGAUGCGUAUAUUUUAAAACACAUUCAGAGGACUAUCGAUGCGAGGUGAUUUUAAUGGUAAAACGAGCCACGGGGACCUUCUCCUUAGCAGGAUGUCUUUUCAUGCUGUUUGUGAUCUGGCUGCUCCGCAGAUAUCACUCUUUGGCUCAGAAGAUGAUUCUCAGCCUGACUGUAGCUGCCUUUUUUGACAGUGUAGCAUAUGUCAUGGGAGAGUCCCAUCCAGAGGGAUCUCUUUGUGACUUCCAGGCCUGGUGGCUAACUUACUUUGACUGGAGUGCCUUGGCCUGGGUCUGCCUCAUCACUUUGAACCUGUACCUCAACCUGGUCCGAGAAAUAAGCACCAACAGAUAUCUGAUGUUGUACCAUCUGAUGGCAUGGGGGGUGCCUCUGGUCAUGGCCUCUUUACCGCUGCUAAAGGGUUACUACGGCCCCGCAGGAGCCUGGUGCUGGAUCACAGAGGAUCACGUAGCCUGGAGAUUUGGGAUAUGGUACGUGCCUCUCUUCAGCCUCAUCUUCCUGAUGAUAUGCUGCUAUGCCAGGAUCAUCUGCGUGGCCAAUAAGAGGAUGCAGUCAUGGUUGGGAACCUUCAACCCGGAGAGGGAGAGACGAAAGGUUUCCUUGGCUGAGGAGAUCAAGCCGUUGAAGUGGUAUCCCUCCGUUUACCUGCUGGUGUCUACCUUUCCCCUCAUCAACAGGCUCCAUAAUGCCUUCUACCCACAGGAUCCAUCCUUCUCCCUCACCCUGUUGCACGUCCUGUCAGCACCACUCCACGGCUUGGCCAAUGCCUUUGUUUUUGGCCUGGAUAGGGAUUGGUGGAGCCUACUGAGCCCUACUGGCAUGCAGCUGGCUCUGCAGUCGCGGCUGUGUGACAGGACUCGGAUCGGAGAGUACCACCCCGGGGCAGUGCGCUACACACAAGCUGACCUGGUGGACCUCAGCGAUGACGACGAGGAUGACACCAACGUGCUCUUCUACUCUCCUGACAUGACCCUGAAAGACCGAGGGCCCUGAGAGAGAGAGCUGGGCGGAUACAGAGAGAGAGAGAGAGAGAGAGAGAGAGAGAGGGACACAAAAGAGCUGGAGGGAAGGAACACGAAGGAGGGUCACAGCCAGAGAGAAACGCAGCGGAUUAGAAACUGAGAGGGAGAAAAAAGAGGUAGGGAGGGAAUGGAAGGGAAGAUUGGGGGGACAGUCAGGCAGAUAGAAGCCGGAGAUGAGCUGUCAGGUUCCAUUAUUAAUCCCCAUCCUUUACUAUUUAAUAUCCUAAAGACACACACACACACACGCACACACACAGUACAGAGCAGCAGCUCCCUGCAAUACUAUCAUCAGAGAGGAGCAAGAAAGGAGUGGCUCUAAAGAUCUUCCUAAUGUUAAAGGCAUCUGCUGCAACCCAAAGGUCUUAAAAGUUUCCCUCUCUACACCGCCUUCUUGACUUGAAUUUUGGCGUACCACAAAAAUGAAAGGGGAAUAAAAAAAAAAAAAAACAUAAAGGACUGCUGAAAGGCAAUCAAAACAAGGUGUUAGUUUAGCAUCCACAGCAAUUACCUUUUCACUUCUCUGCAGGAGACGAGGCGAAAAAGCAGGCCUUUUAAAAAACACCCUCUGUGUCACACUUGAAAGCAGCUACAACUACACUGAGAUUGAUCCCAGUACUAAACAAUCUGGUGGGGUGGAGUGGAAAUACAGAAAGGGCCUUUAAAAACAGUCAGGAUGACUUGCUUGGACAAAUAAGUCCCAAAGCACCAGUGUUGCUCGCUAAGAGUCUCUCCUUCAGUAUUUGGUUUUUGUUUUGUCUCUUUGUAUAUGGCGUUACUGUUGUUGCACCUUUCGCACAAGUAUACCUUUUUGAAAGGUUGUUUUGUAUUUUUUAAUGAAAUACUAGGCCUGUUUCUUAUAAUGUAUUUAUAACAGAUCAAUGUACUGUAUAUAUUUAAGUGUACAUUCUAUUUUUGUACGUGCCUUAGACUGGAAUAUGAAGAAAGUGCUUCUCUUGUUCCACACCUGCUGCUCUCACAUGGCAGUCGAGCAGAUCCUGUUUCAUUCAUUAUAUAGCCUUACAACAACUAAGAAAAAAAAAACGUUAUUAGUCAAGCAAACAUCCCCCCCCCCCUACUCCACACAGACACACACGCCUCUCUCUGUAAGGUGCCUGUCAAAACAGGCUGGAAGAGAUGACACACAUGGCACUCACGGCCAUCGACGGUUCAUCAUCUCGUGUCCUGUGUCAGUGGUGCUGAGGGGACAUAGCUGAGGUGUGAUUGGCAGGAUAAUAGAGUCAUUUUAUAUUCAACCCAGGUCCAUUUGGUUUUUCCCCAUAUGUAGGUGGUUUCAUCACUGUCGGUGCGCACUGCCGGCUGUCAGCUGCUGCUCUGACAUGUUGAACUAAUGAACCGACACUUGACCCUUUUUACCCUUGAGUUGUUGAACUUUUCUGCUGGGCGUCAGUGACACCAGAGUGCAACUUUAGUUUGCAGUUCACAGAGGCCCACCACUGAAUUACACACACACACACACAGACACACACUCUUACAGUGUGCCCCUACCCCUCUUUUGGCACUGUUGCUCGUUUUACUUGACUGUGCACUCCAUCAAAUAAAUGAGCAGGAGAGACAUUUCAUAACAAA